This is a messenger RNA of Anguilla rostrata (American eel), 1554 nucleotides long. RefSeq names its product kelch-like protein 10. The record is from RefSeq and is a predicted model, not a curated record. The transcript has 3 exons. NCBI's taxonomy places the organism in Eukaryota, Metazoa, Chordata, Actinopteri, Anguilliformes, Anguillidae. Bases 1 to 1479 code for a protein of 492 amino acids. Gene Ontology annotation, molecular function: protein binding.
AUGGACUACACCAUCUUAAACAAGCUGCGUCUGGAGGGGAAGCUGUGCGACGUGGUGAUCGAGGUCGACGGCACCAAGUUCAGCGCUCACAAGGCCGUCCUGUCCGCCAGCAGCUCUUACUUUUGUUGGCCAAUUGUCCGCAACUGUGGCGAGCGAGGUGGCUGUAGAGACGUUUUAUUGGUGUUCUUCAGAGAACACGAGGCGUCCCAUUGGUCCUGUGGCUCAUCGAAGCCACUGUUUUCGUGCGGCCCCCUCUCUCGCAGCGCGCUGUUCACCAGCAGCAGCGACGAAUCGGAGCCGCAGGAGUUCAGCGUCUUGGGGCUGUCGGCGGACACUAUGAGGCUCCUCAUCGAGCACGUCUACGCGCACUACCCGACGGUCACCGAGGCGACCGUGGAGCCCCUCGUGCAGGCCGCCGUGGGCCUGGGCUUCGCGGGCGUGGCGCGCGUGUGCUUCGGCUUCCUGGAGGCCCGCAUGUGCCCCCGGAACUGCGUGGGGAUCUGGGGCAUGGCCGCGUCCUACCCGCAGCCCGACCUGGAGCUCCGCGCGUACCGCUUCAUCCUGCGCCACUUCGAGGAGGUGGGCCGCACCUCCCGGGAGUUCCUGGGACUGCCCCUGCCCCGUGUCUGCGACAUCGUCGGGGACGAUGGGCUCAACGUCAAGGAGGAGGGCGUGGUGUUCGACGUGAUCCUCCGGUGGAUCGGACACUGUCUCUCAGAGCGCAAACCCUACAUCUCUGUACUGUUGCCCAAGGUGCGGAUGUCCUUCCUGGAUCCCAACUACUUCCUGCACAAUGUGAUGGAGAACUCGGUGGUGAAGGAGAGCCGGGAGUGCAGGGACCUGCUCACAAGGACCAAAAGGUUCCUGCAGAACCGCCUGGUCACCAGGCUCUUCAGUUCCCUAAUCAGCGCUCAGCCCUGCCCGCCGCGGCUACCCCACGCCAUCCUGCUGGCCGUCGGGGGCUGGAGCGAACGCAGCCCCUCCAGCGCCCUGGAGUCGUACGACGUGCGGGCCAACCAGUGGGUCUCCGUGGCGCAGGACCAGGAGAGGCCCCGGGCCUACCACGGGGCGGCCUGCCUGGGCGGCUCCGUGUACUGCGUGGGGGGCCGCGACGAGGAGGAGUUCUUCAGCAGCGUGCGCAGGUUCGACACGGCGACGCUCACCUGGCACGAGGCGGCGCCCAUGCACCUGCGCCGCUGCUACGUGAGCGUGGCGGCGCUGGGCGGGCGGGUCUACGCCAUGGGCGGCUUCGACGGGCACGUCGGGCACAGCUCGGCCGAGCGCUACCAGCCCGAGGCCAACCAGUGGAGCUACAUCCAGCCCAUGCACGAGCAGAGGAGCGACGCUAGCGCCGCCGCGCUGCACGGCAAGGUGGGGCCGGCGGCCAUAUUGCAACAGGAAAGCUCCACUUCAGUUUUAAAAAGAAACAAACCUCAUGCAAAUCUGUUCCUUUGCGUCAGGAGCUGGAUGUUACGAUAAAAUUAUCAAAAAAUGCAGGAGCCAGCGACACUAUUAACGGCUUUUAGCAAACCACACGCAUACUCAACAGAACGG